Molecule: messenger RNA, 2176 nt
Organism: Echinops telfairi (small Madagascar hedgehog)
Lineage: Eukaryota; Metazoa; Chordata; Mammalia; Afrosoricida; Tenrecidae
Gene: PCNP
Product: PEST proteolytic signal containing nuclear protein
Exons: 5
Coding region: 16-492 (158 amino acids)
Biological process (GO): proteasome-mediated ubiquitin-dependent protein catabolic process; protein ubiquitination
Cellular component (GO): nucleus
Source: RefSeq, a predicted model, not a curated record
GUCUUCCUUGUAGCGAUGCUUUUUGAGGUUGCUGCUCCCAUCAGUCUGCUCAGUAAAAAUAGCUCAUCUUGUAAUGGAGGGGAAAGUUCCAGUCGCAGCGCUGAGAAACGAUCAGCUGAAGAAGAAGCUGAAGACUUCCCUACAAAGCCUUCAAAGAUCUCCAAGUUUGGAUUUGCCAUAGCUAGUCAGACGACAAAGAAAGCACCAGCCAUAUCCAUCAAACUUGGAUCAAGUAAGCCGAAAGAAACCGCUCCGACUCUUGCUCCAAAAACCCUUUCAGUAGCAGCAGCCUUCAAUGAAGAUGAAGAUAGUGAACCCGAGGAAAUGCCACCAGAAGCAAAGAUGAGGAUGAAGAAUAUUGGAAGGGAUACACCAACAUCAGCUGGACCAAACUCCUUCAACAAAGGAAAGCAUGGGUUUUCUGAUAACCAGAAGCUAUGGGAGCGAAAUAUAAAAUCUCAUCUUGGAAAUGUCCAUGACCAAGACAAUUAAAUGAUGUGUUUUAUGAUUGGGGCGUGGGUGGGUGUAAAGUUAAAAGGAACAGUUUCCUUUUUUAAAGAAUGGCAUAAGACUAUCUUUGGAGCCACUUUUUGUUUUGUUUUUGUUUUGUUUAUUACUUUUUUUAAUUAAAGAUUGCGUGAUACACUAAUAAAUGAGAGUUUGAAAUUAGAGGUAAUUUAUGUUUUAUAUACAGAUGUCAAGACAUUUGCUAAUUUUGUAGUUUCAUGUGAUUAGUUUCCAAAGGUUACAGAUAAUAAAUCAGAAAUGGUACCUUUUUAAGAAUUGCAUAUUUUUUUAGACAACUGUUAGCACAUGAGGGAAUAAAAAAGUUAUUGUCUAUUUAAACUGGUUCACAAUACAGGCAAUUACUCUCUAAACUCCCUCAUAUAAAUUGUCUGGCUCCCGGGAACAGCCUUAUCGAAAGGGAGUAUUGGGAAGAAAAUUGUUACUGGACUGAAAGUAAAUUUAGAUAAAAUUCAGCAUUUUUUUCCCCAUUCGGGGCAUUUGUUUCAAGUCAUAAAGUAGUUUUUGCAUUGCUCUCAGUAGGUACAGAUGCUUAGCUCUUUAAAAGUAGCCAUUUUUUGACAUUUUAUGUAAACUGUUGAAUAUUUGAAAUUGCUCACUUCACCUUACUGGGUCUUGUCUUAACCUUCAGUAGUCUUAAAGAACAACAACCAUUUGCUACCAAAGUAAAUCAGUAUUUUGAAUGUGCUUCUCUUGGUUUUGCUACUAGCUAGUUCUGAAAGCAUUUCCAGCCAAACUUGAGGAAGCUGUUUCUUUUAAAAAACAAAACGCCACCAAAAUAGUUAAAUGUACAUAUUGCUUGAAGUUUUGGCUGUUUUUAUUUUUUAAAAGGUUUGAACACCCAAAAAAGAAAGUAAUAUUGUUUGGAGAUGGGAAGGGGAAGGUGCACUUUCUGUACAUUGUCAAAGCACCUAGGUUAUUAGUCUGUGAGGUCCAAUUUUGACCUUACUGCAGGAGUUCUUCCUAUUAGAAUACUAUGGCUCAUUUUAAAUGUAUGUGUAAUGACCAAUGACCUUCUCAAAAGCACAUUUACAUACUGAAGAUGGAAGGAAAGAAAAUGCAUCUUCAAACAGUUAAGGAAUCUCUAAGCAUAUAUUCUUUGUUCUGUGUGAUGGAUUUAAGGUGAUAUUUUCUUUUGUAUUUUUUUAUUGUAUAUGAGCUUUUUCUUAAUGUGACAAGUUAAAUACAUCUCUAAAAGCAUAGUCACAAAAGAACCAAAAUAGAAUGAUUUCUUUGAAAAUUCUUGCAAUGUUAAAUUUGGAGGUAGCUUCAGGUGUUAUUGGUGGUAACUGCUCCUCGAGCUCUUUUGAUAGGUAAUAACUCCAGAGAAGCAGUCUGACUGUUGUAUAUUCCCAACACUUUGUUCACUUGCAUUUAAGUUUAGAGUAAGUCCCAAGUAAAACAAUGGAAAUGUAUAUAGAACUUUUAGUUCUUACUUACAUGAUUUAAUUCUAUCAAGAUACAUAAAUUUUACUUACUUUGAUGUAGGCAAACUUUCCAUUUUUGUUCAUUUUACUGUUUAUGUUAGAAUAAUAUCCCUCUCCUAUACUUUUCUUGACCCAAGUGAAAAUAUUUACUGAAGGUCAAGAUGGGAGAGAGAAACGACUGAGAUGAAUGUCUUUACUGAAAUACCAAUAAAUUGUCAAACUCA